This is a messenger RNA of Schistosoma curassoni, 2257 nucleotides long. The record is from the annotation of a GenBank genome assembly. Lineage: Eukaryota; Metazoa; Platyhelminthes; Trematoda; Strigeidida; Schistosomatidae.
CUUUGACGAACAAUCAAAAUGUUACACUUUCAAUACACAUACUUGAAAACGUGAUAUAAUUGAUGUCAAUGAACUUUAGCUGUAUAAAAUUAGUCUGGUUGUAACUAUGACUCGGUCGUUAAUUUUAAAAAACUAUGAGUCUCUGAUUCUCAUCGUUACCGUGUCACUUAUUUUCAACACAAGUGCUAAAAAUCUUACCAAAGAGAUAUGUCGACUGGCAGUACAAGAAGCGCUUUCUAUGGGAUUAAGUUUUCCACAGCCUGAGAAGUUACCAAUAUUUUUGAAUUCAACUACUCAAAGUGAACAACGACAACAGCCGAAUACAGAAAAUCGACAAUUAUCACGAGAUAAUGGUCGUACUAGUAACACAACCACUUCAACAACGGUAGAUGAAAAUUCAAGAAAUGCUAAAGAAUCUUUAUAUUUAUGGCUCUCUGAGACACAACUUAAUCAAUUAUUGGAGUAUAACUUUCUGGAUACAUAUCGAGCUCAUGCUGGUCAAGGUAGAAGUUUAUCCGACUUGACUUGGGAUGCUAAUCAUUCACAAUUAUAUCAUCAAAGUUUGUGUUACUCGUCGGAUAGCGAUUUACCAAAGCAUACAUGUUGUACAUUUCAAAUGGAAUUAGGAUUAUUACAGAAAACUACGGAAGAAUUGCAUCAAAGUUUAUCAACUUACUUAGGACGAUGGCAUAAAGAACUGGCAAAAUUAAGAACUGUUUUAAGAGAUCAAUUAAUUGAAAGUCUUGAAUUAUUAAAAAUUCAAUUAAAUCAAACAUUUUGUUCAUAUGAAUUCAUUAUUAAUAAUCAUUCCAAUGACAAUUCAACAAAUUAUACAUGGAAUUGUUGGUAUCAUAUUAUGGAAUUAAUAUCGAAAUUUCGUUUAAUAUUAGAACAAUCAUUUUUAACACAAGAUGAUAUUAUAUUAGAUUUAAUGUUUCCAGUUGAUAAUUAUUUAAUGCAAUCUCUAUUAGAAACAUCAUGUCAAACUUAUAUGACGGAUUCAAAGAAUAUACAAGCUGAAGAAUUAGAUGAAAAGAUUAAGUGUCAUGAAUAUUGUCAAGCACGAUUAAAUUUAAUCUUCGAUUCAUUAACUGGUCAUUCAGAUUUACCAUCUUUAACUAGAAAAUCAAGAAAUUUAUUUGUCAAUAAAUUAAAUCGUCAUUCAUUAUACCGAUUAAGGAAUCAUGAAAAUAAUCUAAUGAAACAUGAAGAAAGGCGAAUAACAAAAAGUAGAAAUGUAAAAUCAUCGAAUAACAUCAAUAUUCAUAAUACUGAUGAUAAUGAUAUAAAUCAAAUGAAUAAUUUUCUUAUUGAAGCUGAACAAUAUCGAAUGUUAUAUAAACCUGAAUUAGUAUUUACAUUCAGAUUAAAUCGUAAAUUAAUUCAAUCAUUAGAAUUAGGUGAAUCAUUAAUUGAUGGAUUGAAAAAUUUCAAUAUUGCUCAAGGUACAUGUAUGCGAAAAUUAAUGCGUAUGCAUUAUUGUGCAUUAUGCGCUGGUGAAACUUUAACAAGACCAUGUCCUGAAUUAUGUUUAAAAAUUUUAUUAGAUUGUUUAAGACCACUUAGUCAACUUAAUCCACAAUGGUAUCGUUUCACAGAAAUUAUCAAAAGUGUGGCAGAUAUAUUUUUAGAGAAACCACAAUUAAGAUUAGAAAGUCAAUUGGAUGAUUUUCCAGAACAUCUUGUAAAUUAUUAUCAUCAAUUAUUGCAUACCUAUCACAACUGGUUACAACCUCAAUGUUCUGGGAUAAAAAGAUUAUACAAUGUAUUUGAUCAACUUAAAAAUAAUUCCAAAGCUAUAUUUCAACCAUUAAAGAGUAAUAAUACAAAACGUUUAAAACAACAUAAAAAGAUAUUUGAACAAAUGAAAACAACUAUGGAUGAAAUCACAAACAUAUGGUCACGUUCAAGUACAGCAUUGUGCUUAGAAUCACCUUAUCUGGCUUUACUCAAUAGAAGACGUGAUCAAUGCUGGAAUGGAACAACUAUUUCAAGUUUUAAUGAAGAGGAAUGUACAUUUUGUCAACAUGAACCAAAAUUACAAGAAACUAUUGUUACAAGUUCACAAAAUGAAAAUUAUAAUGAGAAGUUAUCACCAAGUCGAAAACAACGAACAUCAUUUAUACCAACGAAUGAUGUACAACAACAAUCAAGUGUCAGUGAAACAGAUGAUCUAUUAUCAGCUUCAAUUGCAUCAACUAACUAUUUAUUGAAUAAUCCAUCAUGGAAUUCUCCAUUACAACAUGAUGUAAGUUAA